AUGGAACGCGAAUUCUACGACCGCAUCAAGAAGAACCGCGUCGACCCGACAACCUCCUCGAUGGCGAACCCAGUGCCUGACUACUACGGCGAAAAGAUUGGCAGCGUGGCGGACUACAGGAAGUGGUUGAAGGACCAGCGGGCGUUCAAUCUCAAGCGGGGCGAGAGCACGAGGAGAAAGUAA
Didymosphaeria variabile is the source of this 183-nucleotide messenger RNA. RefSeq names its product TIM23 complex component (gene PAM17). Lineage: Eukaryota; Fungi; Ascomycota; Dothideomycetes; Pleosporales; Didymosphaeriaceae. The transcript is spliced from 2 exons. Gene Ontology annotation, biological process: protein import into mitochondrial matrix. The record is from RefSeq and is a predicted model, not a curated record. The coding region runs from base 1 to 183 and encodes 60 amino acids. Gene Ontology annotation, cellular component: PAM complex, Tim23 associated import motor.